UCUUGCUCUCACUUGGGAGGAACAACACUUCGGAGGCAAAAACCUAAAAGAAUGAAACUUGCGGGUCUGAAAUCGAUCGAGAACGCUCACGAGGAGUCAGUUUGGGCGGCGACAUGGAUUCCGGCGACGGAAGCUCGACCGGCGUUGCUUCUCACCGGAUCUCUUGACGAGACGGUGAGGCUAUGGCGGCCGGACGAGCUGGAGCUUGUACGGACCAACACUGGACACAGCCUCGGAGUGGCGUCGGUGGCGGCCCACCCAUCGGGUAUCAUCGCCGCGUCGUCUUCGCUCGACAGCUUCGUCCGAGUCUUCGACGUCGACACUAACGCCACCAUCGCUGUUCUCGAAGCUCCUCCCUCUGAGGUCUGGGGAAUGCAGUUCGAACCCAAGGGCACCAUCCUUGCUGUCGCGGGUGGGAGUAGUGCCUCGGUCAAGCUUUGGGACACAGCAAGCUGGAAACUAGUCUCGACUCUAUCCAUCCCUCGUCCAGAAUCACCGAAACCGUCGGAUAAGACCAGCAGCAAGAAGUUUGUCUUAUCGGUGGCCUGGUCCCCAAAUGGGAAACGCCUAGCCUGUGGUUCCAUGGAUGGCACGAUAUGUGUUUUUGACGUAGAGCGUGCGAAGCUUCUGCACCAACUAGAGGGUCACAACAUGCCUGUAAGGUCCCUAGUGUUCUCCCCCGUCGACCCCAGGGUCCUAUUCUCUGCUUCAGACGACGGUCACGUGAAUAUGCAUGAUGCCGAGGGAAAAAGCCUGGUGGGAUCCAUGUCGGGGCACACGAGUUGGGUGCUGAGCGUUGAUGCUAGCCCAGAUGGUGCGGCUAUAGCCACCGGCUCCAGCGAUAGAACUGUGAGGCUAUGGGAUCUCAAGAUGAGGGCAGCGAUCCAGACAAUGAGCAACCACACUGACCAGGUCUGGUCGGUGGCGUUCAGGCCACCAGGGGGAACCAAUGUUCGGGCCGGCCGUCUUGCCAGUGUGUCGGACGACAAGAGCAUAUCGCUUUAUGAUUACUCGUGAACAUUAUGGUAAUCUAUCUCUUAUUCCGAGACAUCUCGGUUGGUGGUGGUCUUUGUCCUGAUAUGACGUUUUCUGGUUUCUUCUGUACACAGAAUGUACAAUGUACUUCACUUCUUUGAACUUUCCCCACAAUCUU
Messenger RNA from Tarenaya hassleriana, 1153 nucleotides. RefSeq names its product WD repeat-containing protein VIP3. Gene Ontology annotation, molecular function: protein binding. NCBI's taxonomy places the organism in Eukaryota, Viridiplantae, Streptophyta, Magnoliopsida, Brassicales, Cleomaceae. Gene Ontology annotation, cellular component: Cdc73/Paf1 complex. The record is from RefSeq and is a predicted model, not a curated record. The coding region runs from base 52 to 1017 and encodes 321 amino acids. The transcript is spliced from 2 exons.